GGUGUGAUGAGUGAUGAAAAAGACGAGCUCCUGAAGUUGAUCAACUCUGGGAAAUAUGAAGAGGCACUGAAUUUCCUUGGUAAUUUUGGAGUAGCAAAUCCAGAGCGUUUGAGAAAGCUGUCCAUCGACACCAUAUUUGAUGCCGCAACCAGAUUUCGCGACAACAAUGAUGACAAACUUCGCGUUUUUGUACUUGCUCUUCUAGACUUCAUUCAUCCGGAAACUCUCAAGUUCCGUAUCUGUUUCAACUUUAUCACCGGAAGAACGACACCGCACUUUGCCGAGCUGCUCACUAGUCAGCUGCGAUCCAUCGUCACGGCUAAUUUCCUGGAGAGCCAUCCUGAGUGGGAUGAGCUGCGAAAUGUGCUACCGUUGAAGCUCGAAGAACACCUAGCUAAGGAAGACGAUCCCAAUGUGUUGGAGUCUGCACUUGCAGCGGCAGAUAUCUUAUAUGCCCUAAACAAUAUUCCCUUUGUGCUGCCUGAGAGAAUGACAAUGAUCUUUACGGCUGCCGUACACAGUGCAGAGAUGGAUCUGCCUAGAACUUUCCCUCUACUAUUCUACUACGCUAAAACGCAUCCAUUUUUUCCUAAACUGCUGAGUGUUACCGAACCGACUCCUCUCAUUCCUUGUGUCUACUCUCGCACUAGCCUUGGAAGAUAUCUUAUCAUAGGACUCACGAAAUAUCUGCGCGAGAAUGAGUACAAUUAUGAACGGUUCUUUGUCACGCCAGUGACUAAUGCGCUGGCCCACAUCACCAGCUUGCUUGAAGGCUUGAAUACUUCUGAUAUCGAUCUAUGCAGCAAGCUCAUCUUGCCGCUUCUCCGUUUCGUUGAGGAUUUUGAGCAGCAAGCAUUUCGGGUAACAAUAAUGGAUAAAUGUCGGGAAAUUGUACAGAUGUUUCCAAGUGAAUUGAGAGUACUACUCAUAAAACGGAUCCUAACCAUGGUUCUAGACAGUCAAGAUCUCCAUCUCGAAAAUGAAGCUGCCGUGGUGGCAUGGUUCGUUGAUCAGUAUAGGCGAGAUCUGGACGAGGAUGCCUUUCGCGAGGAAGUGGGAAGUUUCUUGGGAUUGUUGGAGAACACUCGUUACGACAAUAUGUCGCUAGCUGCAAACUAUUACUCCUCAGUAUUUGUUCUAAUCCAGUCCAUUGCUAUGAAAAGGAUCAACCCAUCGAUGUUGCCAGAGCUGAAAACACGAUUGAUCCAGCCCAUAUAUGAUCAAAUUUCUGACUACAUACAACUUCAAGAGCUGCGUGAAAAAGAAAAGAAGAAUAAAGACCCUAGAGCGCCUGCACUUCCUGAGGGGAUGCAGGUGGACGUCGGACCAUCCUUUGAAGGAUCAGUUGUAGACCAGAUGCAAUUGAUGCUAUUUGAGUGCGAGCAAGCACGGAGUUUUGUGGAAGAAGCUCUGCGAAGUAUUUCAAGCGGGUAGGUCGAGUGAUAAUAUUCCUUACCUUCACUCAUCAAUAGCUUACAAAAAAGCUGCAUAUAGCGCGGGUCAUCUCGAGUUUCCCCCCUCUCCUAAAAACAAUUUUGUAAGCUUUGGACAGCAACAAACUUUCUUCUGUUUCGAUCUAAACCUGCCCUGCUUAAUUCAAGCUCCUUUGUUCCAAUAAUUCGUUUUUGCUCAGUCUCGUUUCCACCUUCAUGUUGUUGAUUAUCUGUUCCAAUAAAAGUUGCAGUUCCGUGAUUGAAAAA
This is a messenger RNA of Cylicocyclus nassatus, 1700 nucleotides long. The record is from the annotation of a GenBank genome assembly. Lineage: Eukaryota; Metazoa; Nematoda; Chromadorea; Rhabditida; Strongylidae.